Messenger RNA from Phymastichus coffea, 3251 nucleotides. It is a transcript of the gene cos, whose product is annotated as kinesin-like protein costa. The coding region runs from base 1 to 2613 and encodes 870 amino acids. Lineage: Eukaryota; Metazoa; Arthropoda; Insecta; Hymenoptera; Eulophidae. The record is from RefSeq and is a predicted model, not a curated record. The transcript is spliced from 2 exons.
AUGUGUUGGACUUCAAGAAUCAAUAUGCAUUCUGCACUGAUACACUACAGACCUUGGCCACAAUAUCAACAAAUGUUAUUAGAACAAUAUCCUUAUUAUCAAUUGGUAACCCACGAUAUGCAUUUACAAUAUUCUAUGAAUGAUCAUCAAGAAGAGAAUUAUGAACAGUCAAGAGAUGAAAUGCCAUCUGAAGCAUCAGAUGAUCAAAAUCAUAAUGCUGAUAUGUUUCGGUUAGCAUUUGCUGCAUCUUCGUGGUCAAAAUUGGUAUUGAACGCAGAGGGACUUUUUAAUAAAUUAAUGUCAACAAAUGCUUUACCAUCAAAUGAACAAAAUUUAUUGAAAAAUCAAAUCGAACAGUGGCUUUGUAUGAAACAAGAAUAUGAAGAGUGCAUUGUUGGUGAUGAGUCUGUUAGUUUACAUGGUUACACAGAAAAUACAAGAAGAUCUUUGGAAAGAAUUGAAGAAGUCACAGAAACCACUGAAACAGAUGAAAAAACAGAUGAAUCUAAUAAUUGGGCACGUAAACAGCUACAUGUCAGAAAUAAAAAUUGUUCAAGUUCUAGUUUGAAUACAAGUUCAAAAAGUGAAACAUAUGAGACAACACCAGAUGUAACUGAUGACAGUGAUGAAAGUGAUGUUGACUCAGAAAACUCAGAUUUUAUUGAUAAAUUAGAAGAAAGUAUGAAACAAUUUGAAAUUGAUACAGAUAAUGUUGUAAAUUCGAUGAAGAAUGGCACCCUAAAAUCAAAUGAUAUUUUCCCAGGAAUUUAUUGCUCAAAAUCUAAAAAUAGUAUAUCAGAAAAUGAUUUUAAUUCAAGAAGUAAUUCACCAGAACCGCAUUCAGUUUGUAAUAAUUUUAUAACAAGUGUAAAAUUAAGUUCCAUGAGUAAACAGUCAGCAAGGAGAGCAUCAAUUUUACCUAAUUCUGAAAUGAGUAUCGAAUUGGCUGAGUUUCAAAAGCGAAAUUGCCAGAAACAGCUAAAUAAUAAUAUUAAUCUUCAACAAAAUAAUAAUCAUGAUCUUAUAUCUUUCAAUUCUAAUAAGAAGACUGAAGCUUACCCAGAGAAUAACCAAAAUUGUGCAGAGACAUUAAAUAUAAAUGUAAAAUCUGAAAAUAUUAAAGUAGAAUCUAGUUUAGCGAUAGAUUGUCAACAUCUCAAUACUCUUAAAACUUUAAGAAUUGAUAUUAUAGAAAAGCAAUCAAAAGUGAAAAAAAUUCAGUUCAAUAUAGAUUUAUUGAGAAAACAAAUUGUAGAAUUGGAAAGUGCAAUUCAACGAAGAGAACUUUUUAUUGAAGAAAUAAAGCAAAACUCUGCUGCAAGAAAUACUGCUAAGCAAAAAUAUCGAGAGUGGCAAAGCAAAUAUGAAGAAAAAUAUCGCAAAUACGAAAAGCUACUCUAUUGUAAGAAAUCACAACGGAAUGUAGGUGAUAUUUGGUCCUAUCAGGAAGAAAUGGAUAAAUAUAAACAGUUGUUAAAACGAUAUGAAAAGAAGGUAAAAGAUAUUAAAAAUCUCAAACAAAUAGUUGAUAAUUCAGCGAAAACAUUGACUUUUUCUAAAGCUGCUGUUAAUAAAUUUAGAAAAGAAAUGGAAGUUUUAAAAUUACAAUUGAAUAAUGAAGAGAAGUAUAAAGAAGAACUUGGUAUUGAGAUAGCAGAAUGUCAAAAAAGAGUUAAACAACUUGAAGAUGUUUAUAAUCUUACACCAGCUAACUUAAAAAAAAUAUUAUCUGUAAGCGAGGAUGGAAAAAAUCAUAGAAUAAUAGUUAAAAGCGAUACGAAUGAGUGUUCAACAGAAACAAAUAUUAAAAGCUUUUGUGUCAAUGAUUCUAUAAGAGAAAAGUCAAAUUGCAAAAAUGAUGAUGACGUGGAUGAAAAAGAAAGUCUUAGAAAAGAAAUAAGAGAGCUGAGACAUAUUAGGGAUUUAUUGAUAAAAAUGCAAUGUGAUUUGUCGACUGUUAAAAUGACUCCCACUACUAAGAUUGAAAGGCAUGUACUGCAUGUAAGCGAAUACAUAGAAUGUAUCGAUGCAAUGAUGGAAGAGAAAAAUGUAAUGAUUUGUAGUAAAGCUGACCUAAAUCAGAAUAGAUCAAAUAAACUGGAUGAUAAUAUACCAGUAUUUAAUAGAUUAGAAAAAUUAUCACAUAAAGAGCUAGUUACAUUAAUUUAUAAAUACAUUUACAAAGUUGUUGACCUCAAGGAGAGCUCACAAGAAUUAGAGAUAAAUAAUGCUAAAAUGGAAGGUGAUUUUAAAAGUUUACAAAUGGAUUAUGAGAAAAAAUUGCUAGAUUUUCAAACAACUUAUGAAAAGCACAUAACAAUGUUACUUAGUUGUUACCCUGAUGAAAGUAGUAGUUCAGUUUGUGAAAGCAAGAUAGACAGAAGCAGGGAAAUCGCCCACUUAUUGAAAGAAAAUCAUUCUCUGAAACAAAGAAUAGCUAACUAUGAAUCAUUAAUUAAGUUUGAUAAAUCUGCAUUAACUCAGGCCAUUCAACCUCAUUCCAUUCGCAACACUAAGCCAGUAUUUAAGCCAUCACAUCAAUUGAUGCAUGCAGGACCAUCACAAAAAGCUACUGUUUUCCGUGAAGGAAAUAAAUUAGUUUUUCAAAAAUAGGCGAUAACUUCUAAUACUUAAAUGUAUUACAUCAAAAAACUUUGCAGUGACUGUUUUAUUUUGAAUGUAUAUUUAAUUUAUUUAUUACGUUAUGACAAAUUACACGCAAGAAAUGAUUAAUAAAACGUAAAGAACUAUAUAUAAAUAAAUUGUUAUUAAAUAAUUUUAAUAUCACAAAAAGUAGUAUUAUAAUAUAUAAUUCUAACUGAUAUUCAAGUCGAAAAAUUAAACGCUUAUUAAGAUACUAAUGGUCAUUGUCGUAACAAUAUGAAGUGAGAAUGAUCUUACAAUUUGUAUUGCUUAUAUUAGGUUGUAUUUUUUACUGAAUUACAAAGCGCUAGUGUUGAUUGAAGCACAAAUUUCUUCCAUAAAUAAUAUGCGUAAUUAAACAGUAUUAGCAUUAACUAAUUUUUCAUCUAAAUUUUUUUGUAAAUAUUUUGUUUGAAUAUACAUAUACUUCAAUCAUGUAUGAUAGAAUGAAGAGCCAUUUUACUUUUUAUAAAUUAUAGUUUGGUUUCUUUAUAAUAUAUAAUAAUUUACAAUUUAAGUGUAUGUAAAUAGCAAAAGUGUAAUAAUUAGAUUAUAAAUGCGAUCAACAAUAAAAUAACUUAUCAGUAAAUAUUUUACUGUACGUUCAG